Dipodomys spectabilis (banner-tailed kangaroo rat) is the source of this 1402-nucleotide messenger RNA. RefSeq names its product LanC like 1 (gene Lancl1). Bases 99 to 1298 code for a protein of 399 amino acids. Lineage: Eukaryota; Metazoa; Chordata; Mammalia; Rodentia; Heteromyidae. Gene Ontology annotation, cellular component: plasma membrane. The record is from RefSeq and is a predicted model, not a curated record. Gene Ontology annotation, biological process: carbohydrate metabolic process; peptide modification. The transcript has 10 exons.
CGGAGGAGGGUUUCGGGCUGCCGCCUCGCCCGGGCUUUUAGUUCGGGGUCUUGGGGGUGCAAAACGGGUCCCGUUCGUUGCGGCUCGCCGCCGGCGUCAUGGCGCAAAGGGCCUUCCCGAACCCCUACGCCGACUAUAACAAAUCCCUGGCCGAAGGCUACUUUGACGCCGCUGGGAGGCUGACCCCUGAGUUCUCACAGCGCUUGACCUGUAAGAUUCGAGAACUCCUUCAGCAAAUGGAGAAAGGCCUCAAGUCAGCAGACCCUCGGGAUGGCACUGGUUACACGGGCUGGGCAGGGAUUGCGCUGCUUUACUUACAUCUCUAUGAGGUGUUCGGGGACCCUGCCUACCUGCAGAUGGCUCAUGGCCACGUCAAGCAAAGCCUAAACUGUCUGAGCAAGCGCUCCAUCACCUUCCUGUGUGGGGACGCGGGGCCCCUGGCCGUGGCUGCUGUGCUCUAUCACAAGAUGAACAGCGACAAGCAGGCAGAGGACUGCAUCACACGGUUAAUUCACCUAAAUAAGAUUGAUCCCCAUGUUCCAAAUGAAAUGCUGUAUGGACGCAUAGGCUACAUCUAUGCUCUUCUUUUCAUCAAUAAGAACUUUGGAGAGGAGAAGAUUCCUCAAAGUCAUAUUCAGCAGAUUUGUGAAACAAUUUUGACCUCCGGGGAAAGUCUCGCUCAAAAGAGAAACUUCACAGCAAAGUCUCCACUGAUGUACGAAUGGUACCAAGAAUAUUAUGUUGGGGCUGCCCAUGGCCUGGCAGGAAUUUAUUACUACUUGAUGCAGCCCAGCCUUCAAGUGAACCAUGGGAAGUUAUAUGGUCUAGUCAAGCCCAGCGUGGACUUCGUUUGCCAGCUGAAAUUCCCUUCAGGCAACUACCCGCCCUGUGUGGAUGAUAACCGGGAUCUGCUGGUGCACUGGUGCCACGGCGCCCCCGGCGUCAUCUACAUGCUCAUCCAGGCCUACAAGGUGUUCAAAGAGGAGCAGUACCUCUCUUAUGCCUACCAGUGUGCUGAUGUGAUCUGGCAGUAUGGGCUGCUGAAGAAGGGAUAUGGGCUGUGCCAUGGAGCUGCUGGAAAUGCCUAUGCCUUCCUGGCACUAUACAACCUCACACAGGAUAUGAAGUACCUGUACCGGGCCUGCAAGUUUGCUGAGUGGUGCUUAGAUUAUGGAGAACAUGGAUGCAGGACCCCGGACACCCCCUUCUCGCUCUUUGAAGGAAUGGCUGGAACAAUAUACUUCCUGGCCGACCUGCUAGUUCCUAUGAAAGCCAAAUUCCCUGCGUUUGAACUGUAAAAGGAGAGCAGCUAUCGUGGCCUGAAGCCUGACCCUCCUGCGCACUCACAUCUGGGCUGUGUGCUUCUGUUGCUUUUCAAGGAAAUACAGAAUCUAGCUGUGUA